Electrophorus electricus (electric eel) is the source of this 312-nucleotide messenger RNA. RefSeq names its product histone H4-like. The record is from RefSeq and is a predicted model, not a curated record. Gene Ontology annotation, molecular function: structural constituent of chromatin; DNA binding; protein heterodimerization activity. NCBI's taxonomy places the organism in Eukaryota, Metazoa, Chordata, Actinopteri, Gymnotiformes, Gymnotidae.
AUGUCUAGAAAAGGGAAGAGUGGGAAGGCCUUUAAGAAAGGAAGCGCUAAGUGUCACCGUAAGAUACUCCGCGACAACAUCCAGGGUAUCGCUAAGACAGUUAUCCGCCGUCUGGUUCGUCGUCGCGGUGAAAAGCGCAUAACCGGUCUGAUCUACGAGGAGACGCGUGGCGUGCUGAAAGUGUUUCUGGAGAACGUCAUCAGGGAUGCGGUUACCUACACCGAGUACGCUAAGAGAAAGACUGUCACCGCCAUGGAUGUGGUUCAUGCUCUUAUAUUCCAGGGACGUGCUUUGUACGGCUUCGGAGGGUAA